GGAAUAUAAAAUCGAAAUGAGUUUAAAGUGGUCAAUGUCGGGUCAUGUUUCAGGUGCAGUUCCAUGAAAGUUUGGUGAAUUUUCAACUCAGAUACGUCAUCAGUGAUGAUUAGUCUUAUGGCAAACUGUUUUACUUGGGUGAAGAGGAGAAGGGAACCUUCAAAGUACGUUUUAACAGAGUUUGAUUUACAUUGUGACAAAAAAUAGUGUUGAUGUCGAAAUAUUGUGGUCGAAAAUGUGAUUUCAAAUGACCAAACCUUAGAUGCAUCUUUCUGUUCUUUCUUCAGGAAAGUUACCCUUCUUAUGGUGGGUUUAGAUAACGCAGGGAAAACGUCUACUGUAGCUGAUCUGACGGGAGGUAGGAAAGUAAAAUUACAUUUAAUUUUAUAAUCUAUUCUUGGCGGUAGUUCCUCGUACCAUAUGAGUUUGUAGUUACUAAAAUCAGCUGCCACUUCCUGAUGACAUCCGAGUACAUCCAUAAACGUUAUGAGAGGAAAAUAUUGGUUUGUGGCCAAUUAUAGUAGAGGCACGGUUAGUAAGGGUUAUUGAAAGAUACUUUUUCGUGGUGAUGGAAGUUUCUAGUCCAAUCCGUGAGCCAUUUUGACGAGGUUUCCUCUCUAGUUAUUAUCUGAAUUGGGCCGAUUGGCACCCAGGAUACACGAGAACCCUCUUGGGGAGCUUUUAAUAAAUUUAUACUUAUGUCAUAAUUUUGUUUUCUAUAGUCACAGUCUAAAUCAAAAUAGGAAAAUGGGACAUUUUUAUAAUGUUUAAGUUGGGGUUUCUGUGAGGAAACUAAAAAUUUUCUGCUUUUCUAAAUGAAUCUUUACAGACUGAACAAAUUUCAGAGUUAAAGAGAGCUAACUGCAAGAAUUUUGUCUAGCUGCCUAAUAUGUUAAAAUGUUGGGGAGGCUCCAAAUCUUGAAUUCUCUGUCUCCUUGAUAAGAUAAGCAGAAUCCUGCCUGCUUUCUAUUAGGUUCUUACUUUAAAUCAAUUGGAGAACAGACUCAUAGCUAAGGUCACCAUGAACGAAGUUUUCCAUUUUUAUCUUAGAGACAAAUAGAUUCUAUCCCACUGUGGGUUUGUACCAUGAUACAUUACUGAAGAUGUCAAAAUGUGGUGAGGACAUCAGUAACACACUUGGCUGUUUGGUUGUCACCACAUUUUGACAUCAUCUGCAACCUAUUACUGAACACAUGCAUGGCAACUUGAAAUUUUUAGGUUAAAGGUUCAGUACUAAGAGAUUCCAUUUGAGACCUAGAAAUUAGCACUUGUGUGAAAUGAAUAUUAUUUUCUGUAUUAAUUAUCCUAGAUGUACAUGCUUUCAUAGAGGAAAAAUCAUGACUGCACUGGUCUACAGUGACGUAGUUGUUGCUGGAUUUAAUAUUUAUUUGAUUCAAAAAUAAUGUUUACUUGUGUUGUAUUCUCUUUGCAGAGUCCACAGAGGGAAUUACCCCAACAGUUGGCUUUUUGAACUCAUCAUUUUCAUUGUAUAGAUUCAGUGUGACAGUAUUUGAUGUAGGAGGUGGUGCUAAGAUUCGUUCAAUUUGGAAAAAUUAUUAUGCUGAGGUCAGAAUCUACAAGUGUACAUGACUGAAAUUUUUUGUGUGAUUGAAUUUUAAAAUCUAUAGAGUUUAUUACAUUAAAAUCUUUUUAAAGUCUUUUAUGGAUUGAUUAAUUUCUUUUUCAUUUUGUUUUGUAGUCAUAUGGAAUAGUAUUUGUGAUAGAUGCCAGUGACACAACUAGGCUAGAGGAAAGCAAGAAAGCUCUUUAUGAAACAGAGAUGCAACCCCGUGUAGCAGGAAAACCUUUACUCGUGUAAGAAGACACUCCAAAUUAUGCUUAUGAAUAUUUAACAACCUGUCACACAUGUAUGGUUUUUUCUGUUUUCAAGACUGCAACACAUAUUAUUACUUCUCCCCUGAAUGGUAUGACCAGUCCUGUUAACAUCCCCUCCUCCCUCCCCCCCCCCCCCCACCCCCUUCUUUAGCAGUUUGUCAAGUUUAAAAGUUUUCUAUGACCCAUAUACAGUAUGCCCCUGGGUCUAGAAUCUGAAGCAUGGACAGUUACUAGCUCUCUUACUCAAGAACACGACACAGAGUCCCUUACUAGAGCCAGAUCAUAAACCUUUCUUUUUUUGUCACAAGCACUUUUGGACAAUUUUACAUUGUAAUACAUUCUUAAGUUAACAUUCUUUAUAUUUCUGUGACAAUAUAAUGGCUAAGAAAAUCAAAUUUAGCGUUUUUUUUUUACACAAAUUGUUAACUCAUCUUAAAUUUUCUCUGUAUAAAGACUUGGAAAUAAACAGGAUAAGGAGGGAGCUCUAAAUGAAAAUGAACUACACAGACAGCUUGAGCUAGACACACUUACUGAAAAAUACAGUUGUCCAUGUAAAGUGGUAAGUUAUUACAUUCAGGUUAUUUCUUAUUGUGACUUUUUGCCAGCAUUAUUUGAAAUCAUUUUUUUUAAAGAUGUUCUAAUUAGAUUAUUUCUUAUCUUUCACCAGUUUUGUUGUUCAGCAGUACUUGGUAGAGGAAAUAAAAUAGAUAGACAAAUUAAAAAAGGUGAGUUGAAAACCAUUUGUAAACAUGUUUAUGUGGAAUUUUUUUAUAGAAACUGUCAAACUCAUAAACAUAUUUUUAUAACUUGGUGAGUAAUUCAGUACUUCUUCCCUCAAAUGUUUUGCAUUCUUAAGGAUGAUAUAAAGAAGAAAAUUGGCAGCCCUGAAUAGAAAGAAAGGAUGCUUGGGAAAUCUAAAAAGAUCACUUAUGUCUAAUAAAUUAUUGUUCUUGUUUAUAUGAUAUCUAUAGGCUUCCGAUGGCUCCUUGCUGAAAUAUCCAAUGAUCAUGUCAAUCUGUCAAGAAGAGUGGAGAAAGACAUGGCUGAACAGGUGAUUAUAACCAUCUCAGUCAUAGAAUUUAUUUUUUCAGCAGGCAUCUGGCAGGGCGGUAUGGCUAUUUCUUGCCUGGUCAUGCCAUUCUGGAGGGCUCUCAUUGAGAGAGGGGUGGGGGGCAUUUUUGUCUGUUGUAUACAAUAAAAGCACAUAUAGGGAGGUUUGGAUCAUUUGAGAAUUACUGUUGAGAAUUAUCUGUAGUGUGGAUGACUUGAUGGCUCUGCCAGAGAAAAACAUUCUGAGGGCUAAGCUGAAAAGGAAGAAAGGUUUGAGUGGGGUACAGCCCUUUCAAACCUCAGCACCUUAACCUUUUUGUUCUGUCACUACACUCUUUUGUUAUAUUUAGAAACUGAUUGCCUGAAACUUGCUAAUUUGUGGCUAACUUAUUAGUUAACAUCUAGUUUCUAGCAAUUAUUAUUUAAAAUAAUGACUGAAUCAUUUCCUUGUUAAUUGCAGAAAAAGGCACAGGAUGAAGAAAGAGAGCGCAAAAGAGAAAGAGUCAGAUUAGCAAGGGAGGCAAGGUUGGUGGUAGAGGGCUUAUGUGUGCGAGACAUUAACUUUGCCACCUUUUUCAUUAGAUUUUGUUAUUCUUGUGAUAUUAAAUUUGUUUUUAACUAUUACCUUAGGGAGAAAGCCGAAAGAGAAGCUGCAGAAAGAGAGAAACAGCAGGUGGAGGAGUCAGACGAUGGUGUUGUUGUUAGCAAGGUGAGAUACUUAGAAAGCAGUCCUUUGCCAUCAGCCUCUUAAGCCCCUAUUUUUAGUCAUCAACAAAAGAGGCCUCAUGUAACAAGCAGUAAAUAAGUUAUGAUAUUGUUCUGAUAAAGGUAGAUUUAGAAUUUAAUGCUGGUCAAGAUUGUUAGUGAGUACAUGAUCUGUGCUAUUACAGAUUGAUGCAUUAUUAUAUGUAAUUUCAUUAAGCAAAAUAAGUCCAGAUUUGGUGUGGUAUUUCAUCCAAUCGUCUGAACUUAAUUCUUUUGGUCUGAAAUCAGGACAAAAAGAAGAAAGACAGAGAUACACCAGAACCUCAAACCUCAUCCAAGAAAAAGAAAAAGGGGAAAGAAAAUAAUCAUGAGCCUGAUGCACCAGAGAAAGGGAAGAAAAGUAAGAAGAAAAAGAAAACAAAACAGGAUGAGGACAUGGUGGAUGGACAAGAUACUAGAAAUGUAUGUUCAUGAUGGAAGCAUGUGCUUUUGUUGUAACUGUGAGAGUAUCUGUAGGGUUCAAGUACCGAGGGGAACUUGGAAGGAAUGUGCACAUGUAACUUUUCAGUUAUGUCUUUUUUUUCCAAACAGAUGGAAGACCAAACCCUCAGUAAUCCUAGUCCACUAGAAGAGCACUUAAUUGAAGAUAGGUCCAAAACUCGCGAUGAAACAAUAGAGCAUUUACAACAAGGAGGUUGGGGUGAAAUGAGAGAAAGUUUGCCUGUACAUGAGAAUACUACACCAGAGGAUAGUGAAGUGAAAACAAAAAAGAAGAAAAAGAAAAAGAAAAAAUUAAAUAAAACAGCUCCAAUGGAAGGAGAGGAAACAGAACUUCCACCACUCAAUGCUUGGGGAACUCCACCGAGUACAUUAAAUGGAUUUCCAGGAAGUAGUGGGGUAUCUCCAAGAAGACUAGAGCCAUUGGGGCUACCUCAUACAUCAGGUACUGUGAAAGAGACCCUUGUGAUGUAAAUGACUCACAGAUUGCCAUGUGAAUAUCUUAAUUAGUAAAGAAACCUGGGCAGUAGGCUGACACAGACAGUGCUUCCUUGGCAUAACACUGUAAUUGUUUUCUUCUUAUUCAGUCUGGGGGCUUCUUCUUGUGUCAGUCUAUAUUUAAAAAAUAGAUUCCACGUUGCCAUGCGUCUGUUUGGUAAUAGAUCACAGAUGAUGUCAAAAUGUGGUAAGAACAAAAAAGUGGCACUCGAGGCGCAGCUGAGUGUGUCACUGAUGUUCUUACCACAUUUUGACGUCCUCUGUGAUCUAUUACUGAACAGACACGCCAACUUGGAAUCUAUUUUUUUUUAUAUAAUAAAGAAUUAAAAAAAGUUUUAACAAUGAGGUCAUCUACGCGUCUGUCCUCCAAUAGAUCAUAAGUGAGAACCAAUCAGAAUGCGUGCAUAACUGAGCUUAUUAUAUAAUUAAUGAUAAUUCAGAUAGUAGUCUUGAGUUAAGAUAAACAUGUUGAGUUUUUAUUGAAGCAAAAAGGCUAAAAUUUACUCAAACUAUACCUCAUCAUGAAAUAACUCUACCUUAAUUUUUUAUUUCUUUCAUGUGUUGCAUUUUCUCAGGAAACAAAGCCAUACCUUCGUUAUCAAUCCCAGAAGGCGAUGAGGUAAAUUUUGCAAAGAUUCACAUUGUAACUUCAAUUAUUGAAAUUCUUAAAUAGCAAAGAACUUUUCUUCCCAUGAGAGGCAUUUAUAUUGAGUACUGCUUCUGAACAAACUCUUUAAAUCAAACAUAUUAUUCCAAUGUGUCUAUAAUUAUACAAUGACAACGACUUAUUUCUUCACACAGGAACCAAACAGUCUUCCUCCUAUUCGAGGAUCAUCGUGGACAAGAAGCAGACCAAACAGUGAAGAUUGUGAUGUGGUCACAUAGAAUAUUACAAUUCUAUUUUUCUCGGUCACAUUUAAAUCAACACUUAUCUUGAUCAUUUACAAUGCCACUCAGUCAAAUUAAACUUGAAAGCCUUCAGGUUGUUGCUUGAACUUUUCCCCACUGUCUUAGAAAGAUUUUCCUCUCAGGGAGGAUAAUCUUUAUAUUUGUGGGAAAACCUUGUAAUUUGACUCCUGAUGGCAAUUGGGUCAAAAAUGGGUCACAAAGGUCCAAAGUUCUCUGAUUUAGCUGAGUCGCAUCUAAAAACAUGUCACAUAUUUGGUGAAAAUUUAUUUUUCCUGUAAAUACACAUUUCUUGUCUGUUUUAUAGAGAAAAACACCGCAUCAUAUUUAAGGAAAUAUUGCUAAGCAAUAUCUAAGCAUUUCCACCUCAAUUAUAUUAAGACUAUAUACAAUUCAUGUAUCCUCAUUGUAUCUCCAUAGCAUUGAGAUAAUUUUGUAAAUACCAAAGAAAUCCUC
Molecule: messenger RNA, 5949 nt
Organism: Pocillopora meandrina
Lineage: Eukaryota; Metazoa; Cnidaria; Anthozoa; Scleractinia; Pocilloporidae
Source: the annotation of a GenBank genome assembly